Molecule: messenger RNA, 1113 nt
Organism: Phyllostomus discolor (pale spear-nosed bat)
Lineage: Eukaryota; Metazoa; Chordata; Mammalia; Chiroptera; Phyllostomidae
Product: olfactory receptor 3A1-like
Exons: 1
Coding region: 1-948 (315 amino acids)
Biological process (GO): G protein-coupled receptor signaling pathway
Cellular component (GO): membrane
Molecular function (GO): olfactory receptor activity; G protein-coupled receptor activity
Source: RefSeq, a predicted model, not a curated record
AUGGAGCCAGAACCUGGGGCCAAUGGAACAGUUGUUACUGAAUUCAUCCUGCUGGGCUUGGUGGAGACACCAGGGCUGCUACCAGUUGUCUUUGUGCUCUUCCUCUUUGCCUACCUGGUAACAGUUGGGGGCAACCUGAGCAUUCUGGCAGCCAUCUUGGUGGAACCCAAACUCCACACCCCCAUGUACUUCUUCUUGGGGAACCUGUCAGUGCUGGACAUUGGAUGUAUCACUGUCACUGUUCCCUCAAUGCUGGGUCGUCUGUUGACCCACAAGCGUGCUAUUCCUUAUGGAGCUUGCCUCACACAGCUUUUUUUCUUUCAUCAGUUGGCUGGUGUGGACUGCUUCCUGUUGACAGCCAUGGCCUAUGACCGAUUCCUGGCCAUCUGCCGGCCCCUCACCUAUAGCACCCACAUGAGUCUGAUGGUCCAGAGGAUUUUGGUGGCUGUGUCCUGGGCCUGUGCCUUUACCAAUGCAUUGACCCACACUGUGGCCAUAUCCACCCUCAAUUUCUGUGGUCCCAAUGUCAUCAAUCACUUCUACUGUGACCUCCCACAGCUCUUCCAGCUGUCCUGUUCCAGCACCCAACUCAAUGAACUGCUGCUCUUUGCUCUGGGUAUCCUAAUGGCAGGUGCACCUGUGAUUCUUAUUGUCACUUCCUACAUCCACGUGGCAGCUGCAGUUUUACGAAUCCGCUCAGUGGAGGGCAGGAAGAAAGCCUUCUCCACAUGUGGUUCCCACCUCACUGUGGUGGGCAUCUUCUAUGGGACAGGUGUCUUCAGCUACAUGCGGCUGGGCUCAGUAGAAGCUUCGGACAAGGACAAGGGGAUUGGCAUCCUCAACACUGUCAUCAGCCCCAUGCUGAACCCACUCAUAUAUAGCCUCCGGAACCCUGAUGUGCAGGGUGCCCUGCGUAGAGUGCUCAUGGGGAAGCGAGCCCUUGCAUGAGAGGUGUCUCAGGAGGGUAGAACCACAGCAACUGGUCCUUGUCUUUCCAGCAUCUUUGAGCUAGACAACUUUUCUUAGGAAUGAAACUUCUUAUUUUCCAGGAUGCUGUCCCCGAUAAUGGGUGUGCAGCUUCUGUAGGCCACACCCUUGGUUCAUUGCCAUUUU